GUGAGUGUACCGACAGACGUUGAGGUAAUCGAAGUGUUCAUAUUUCAAUGCUAUGCGAUAGCUUGUUGAUUAGAAUCAGGGGUUCGCUAUUCACACGUCAUAUACUGCCUUGGCAAUUCUACGCAGGAAACUAUAAAGGCAAAACGCAUCACUUCAAAUUAGUAGAAACGCUAUGUAGCCAUGUCAUUUAACAUGUAAAAGACGCUUUCUGAUUUGAUAAGAGCUUUUUAAGUAAAUCUACUAACUAGAAUCCUGUAUGAUAAAAUGAUCUUUAAGUUUGUCGGGAAUUGGCUAAAGAGAACCUGGGGACGCGGAAGAUUGUUCUUUCCAAGGAUGAGUUGGGAGAAGCUACAAGCGUUUAUAAUAACUGUACUUUGUCUCCUUCAGUGUGGAAAAUGCACGGCGGAAUGUGGCGAAAAUCCUCUAUCGACAGUAAUGGCUUUGGCUAAAGGAACAGGUCUAUUCAAAGCAAAAGGAGCUUCCACAAUGCUAAAUGGCAGGAGUGUUCGACUUUUGUUAAAUGUACUGAAGCAGGUGGACAAAGGCGCAUACCAUGCCCUAGAGAAAAACUUCAAGAGAUACGCAGCUUGUAACGGCGUCGGCGACACUGGAAUGUGGAAACGCAGUCAGCGCACCGAUGAUAUCAAUAUUCCUACGCCAGAGAAAAUAGUGCUUUCGGACUUGAACGAUAUAUUCAAACAAUAUGACACUAGGGCAGUGUCUGAUUUUAGCAUUGAUCCAAGUGCAGUGACGAAAUCCCUCAGUAGAGAUUCGAGCAUUUGGAAAGUUAUUCUAAAUUAUCUACAAAACAAAAAAUCGCAAAACAGUUUCAAAAAUGCACUUCUAAAAAGACAAGGCAUGAAGGAUGAAAGUUUACCACUCAAGAGAAUUCAAUGGCUUGAUGCUGAGUCUUACUAAUCUGAUAGCUAAAUACUAAUACUCUUGUACUUUUUGUUAAUGUUGAUCAUGAUGAAAACAUUCUAGGCUUAAUUUAUGCUUCAGCUACACAUAUACCAAGGGUGUAUUGGUUGACAAUUUGAGUGGCAUUCAAUAUAUUGACAAAAUG
Molecule: messenger RNA, 1066 nt
Organism: Owenia fusiformis
Lineage: Eukaryota; Metazoa; Annelida; Polychaeta; Sabellida; Oweniidae
Source: the annotation of a GenBank genome assembly